GACGCGAAGCAGCAUCGGGGUCCCGGGGCGCACCCUGCAGGACCCAACCCGCGACCCUCGCGCACCUGCAUACAUCGGGUAGGUGCAGCGACGGAGGGCCCGCCUUGCCCAGGGCGGAGGCGGCCGCCGGACUUGGCAGGUGAGGCCGGCAGGUGCGCUGGCCCCGCCCCCAGGUGCACUGCCUCUCGGGGCGGGGCCACUUCCGGGCCGGAGGCCGGACGUGGAGGCGGGGGGUGGCCGUUGACCCGGUAACUGCUGCUCUGCCUGAAGCUGGAGGCACCGCCUGCUCGCUCCCCCGCCUGAGCGGGGACAUGCCGCCGCACCCUCCUCGGCCUCGGCUGCGAACGCCCGCUGCCCAGCUCCACCCUCCGCCGGACUGGGUCUGACGGAGCGGGGCAGCCAUGAGCGCCAACCCCCAGUGGGACAUUAGCAGGGCUCUGGGAGUGGCCAGGCUCUUCCACUUGGUUUGUGGGGUCCGGGAUGCCUGCGUGACCCCGUUUCUGACCCUCUACCUGAGGCAACUGGGCUUGGCAGCGCCCUGGGUGGGCAUCCUAAUGGGAACCAAGCACCUGAUCGCAGCUUUCUGGGCUCCCUUCUGUGCCUUCCUGGCCAAAAGCUACCAGAAAAGGAGGUUGCUUCUGAUCGGCUCGCUGCUUGGCUCGGUGGGAGUCAGCCUACUGAUGGUCCUGGUGCCGCCGCUGGACAGAGAUCUGGGGUACCGCUCCUGUAAUGGCAGCCGCAGUGUGACCACCACAGUCCAAACCCCCGGGGUCGUACUAACUGUGAACUUCACUUUGGCCCCAGAGCCAAACCACCCAGCGGGGGCACCCAGCCUCCCAGCCAAGAGGAGUACCGGGAUCCGGGACGCCUCUGGCUUCAGAAAAGGCCCUGGGGAAAGCGUCCAAGAACCUUUCAGUUAUUUACCCAGCUACUUUGUGAGCUCCGUUGAGGGAGCCAGGACCACAUCCGGAGUUGUCCAUCCUAUCACUUCAGGGGUGAAAGAUGCUCCCUGGGAAGGUGCUUUUAAGGUGGUCAGUACUACCCUCCCUUUGCUUGCUGAGGGUACAGCGCUGGGAAGUCCAGCCAACUUGUCGGCCACCAAGGGGAACACAGGGGCCCUUGACCUCUCCUUGGAAGAGUUGCGAUGGACUUUCAUUCUCUCCUUGGGGGCCAUGGUGUUCUGGGAGCUGCUGACAGCCCCUCUGGAGCAGGUUGCCGAUGACAGCCUUUAUGAGUAUCUGGAUUUUGUGGAUGCCACUGACCGUUACAGAAACCUAUGGAUCUGGAGGCUACUGGGCAUGUCCGUAGGCGUGUGUGGCAUCGCAGCCUUGGUGGAACAGCUGGACUGCUUCCUAGUGCCAAGUGGCCCCCGAGGUGUGCUGCACUUCUAUGGCUACUCCCUGGUCGGCACCCUGGCUUUACUGGUGAGCAUUGCAUUUCCCGUCCCCACCUGCAGGUGGCGAGAGCCCAGCUACAAAACGGUCAAAGCACUGUCUCUGGUAGGGGGCGACCCCCGCCUCAUUCUCCUAGCCUUCACUGUCUUUCUGAUAGGAGCCGCCACUAGCACAAUACAGAACUUUCUGUUCUGGCACAUGAAAGACCAUGGAAGCAGCGAACUGGUCAUGGGUUUCGCGGUCUCCCUGGGCUUACUGGGGGAAAUGCUACUUCAUCCGUUGAAAACAAUGUUGCUUAGAAAAUUGUCCAGGGUGGGCAUGGUGGGGCUGGGGCUGGGCUGCCUCUCGGGGCAGCUGCUGUACUACUCUUUCCUCUGGAGCUGGUGGUCUGUCCUCCCUGCUCAGAUCUUGAGCGCCGUCAGCAGUGGGGCUCUGUGGUGGGCAGUGGUGGCCUCAAUAGAGGACCUAGCCACUCCCAGAACGGAGAGACCUCUGAGUGCCAUGUUCCGAAACCAAUUCUACGGGGGCGGGGCCAGCCUGGGCAGCUUUGUGGGGGGUUUAGUGGUGAAGCACUUCAGCCUGGCUGUGCUCUACCAGGCCAGCUGUGUGGUCCUGUUGCUCUGGCUGGUCUUGUUCCUGUCCAUCCAGCCGAGACUGCCCCAGCAGCGGAAAAUCAACUACUCGAACUUGCUGGCCAUGGAGGCGAGUGACACGAGUGACUCUGAGCAGGGGACUGAACGGGACUGGCUCGUGAAGGCCAUGAGGGAGGAGCACUCAGACUGGAAGGCCUGAGAGAAAGUCAAGAUGUGCUGACCUGGGAAGGAGCCAAAGCUCGGCAAAGCUCAGCCUGCUGAGGACAAAACCCCCAAGGACAAAACCCCUGGGGCGACAGGGAGCCUUGGGAGAGAGAAAGCAGAAGCCCCACAGGAUCAUCUCAUUGUAUGAUUUUCUUUACUUUUAUAGUAAAAAAAAAGGGGGGGGGGAGUUUACUUUUUUCAUUUCAGUCUUUUUUAAAUAAUGGAGGAAACAUACAUUUGCUAAAAACCAAAAAAAGUUCCCUCUGUGUUCACUGUAUUUUGGUUUAUACGUUUGCGAGAGUUUUCUUAGUACUGACCCUGGUGCCAUUGACUUUAGCCACUGUUGGAGUGCUCAGAUCAAACCGGCAGUGCCAGGAAGGCAAUGGGGACCUGCAGGAUUCAGGUUGCAGAGGGGGUGGUUGGCUUGGAUUGAGUCAUCCACAUUCCUAUGGGUCCUAAAGGGCAUGAGCCUGAUCAUAUUAAAGCCAUGCUGUGAGCAGGUAAGAAUCGUAAUGAAAACUGAUACUCUUCCCUCUCUCCUCCCACUGAUAUACAGGUGCUCACACUCCACCCAGGUACUUAAGUUUCCACUAAGAGAAAAUGAUGGGAAAUGUAAUAUGUGCCCAGGGGAGAGAGGGUGCAGGUUAAUAGGUUUUUACUCUUACUCUUAAAUGUGUGUGUCACCAGGGAUAGGAUCCUUAGAGUCACUGUGCUCUAUGGCUAAGACGUUGGAGAAAAAAAAGGGAAAUUCAAUGUUAAGAUUUAAGACAGCUAUCACUUGAAAUUUACUGGAUAGUAGAUAGUAUUUACUGUGUAGACAGAACAUACAAUAAUACCAAAACACAAACAUAUGUGUGUCCCCCAAACAUAAACAAGAGGACGAGGAACAGGAUUGGUUUAAAAAAGAGUUAAGAGUAAGUGUGAUUCAGCCUGUAGAAGGGGAAAGGGCAGAGAAAGAGGAGCAUGAGGUAUAGGAGGAAGGAGAGGUGGAGGAGGAGACGAAUGAUGUUGUGGUUUAAGGAUCUAAAAGAUUUUAUGGGAAGGAUGCUGAGAAAUUUGUGAUUUGGCUACUCCAUAUUUGACUAGCCUCUGUUUGUAAAGAAUUGUGUUACUUGUCUAGAGAAAUAUAAGAAUGAAUAAAAUGCAUAGCCCCUCCCCUCAAGAAGCUAAUAGUCUAACUGGGAGAUUUACUUCCGUACAUACACACAUAUAUUACCAGGAAGCACAGGACACUGUGAAAAAUGACAUGAAAAAAAGUAUUACAGGAGUUUAGGAAAGGGACAGAUCAUUUCCGACUCAAGAACUCAAAGAAGAUUUUUGUGGAAUUACAUUUAAGCUCAGCUUGAAGGAUAGUAAACCUAGUAGGUAGAGAGGGCGGUAACUCGAGGAAGGGCAUUUUAGGCAGAAAGAACAGCACGAGCAAAUUUACAGAGGUGGGAAAGCGUGGGGUCUACUUAGGAAAUAGCAAGAAAUAUAGCUUGGCUGGAGCAAAGGAUUCAUGUAGGGAAUGCUGAAAGGUAAGGCUGGAGAGAUAGCUUAGGACCAGAUCAUGGAAAACCUUGAUUCUGUAGGCUUUGGGUAAACCAUGGAAGGUUCUGGACAGGGUCAUGACAGGUGAGGACUGCACUGAGCUUUAAAAAAAUAAUCAGCUUUAUUGACAUAUAAGAAACUAUAUAUUUAAAUUGUAAAAUUU
Hipposideros armiger (great roundleaf bat) is the source of this 3884-nucleotide messenger RNA. RefSeq names its product major facilitator superfamily domain containing 6 like (gene MFSD6L). Bases 402 to 2186 code for a protein of 594 amino acids. The transcript has a single exon. Lineage: Eukaryota; Metazoa; Chordata; Mammalia; Chiroptera; Hipposideridae. The record is from RefSeq and is a predicted model, not a curated record. Gene Ontology annotation, cellular component: membrane.